This is a messenger RNA of Prorocentrum cordatum, 243 nucleotides long. The record is from the annotation of a GenBank genome assembly. Lineage: Eukaryota; Dinophyceae; Prorocentrales; Prorocentraceae.
GCGAGGCUCGCGGAGGAGCUGGAGGCGCUGCGCGAGGGAUGGCGCCAGGACAGGGGCGGCUGGGAGGCUGCGCAGGCGCGCCACGCGCUGGCCCUCGAGGCGUCGCGGAGCCAGCACGGCCACCUGGCGGAUGCGCAGGGCCAGCUGCAGAGCGACGUGGCGGCCGUGAAGCGCCAGCUGGUGGAGGCCACGCGGGCCCUCCACGAGCUGCGUGGGCAGGCCGGGGCGGAGAGGGAGGACCUC